This is a messenger RNA of Micropterus dolomieu (smallmouth bass), 1878 nucleotides long. RefSeq lists its product as uncharacterized. Bases 80 to 904 code for a protein of 274 amino acids. NCBI's taxonomy places the organism in Eukaryota, Metazoa, Chordata, Actinopteri, Centrarchiformes, Centrarchidae. Gene Ontology annotation, molecular function: glycine N-acyltransferase activity. The transcript is spliced from 5 exons. Gene Ontology annotation, cellular component: mitochondrion. The record is from RefSeq and is a predicted model, not a curated record.
UCCAUGCGUUCUCACUGUAUACUGGACUUCGGUACACUCCUUGCGAAUCCAGACUUAAAAUUUGAAAAUCUCUCCAGAAAUGAUCGUGGAACUGACCGGAGAGCAGCUGAAAAUCGCUGAGACCCAGCUUAUAAGAUUCUUACCUCGGUCGCAACCGGUUUAUGGUUAUUUGGUCCUCACAAACAGAGUCAGAUCAGACCCUGUAAAGGUCUUAGCGGACAGAUGGCCGGACUUCAGUGUCAUUGUCUGCAAACCACAAUGCGAACAGAAGGGUGAUCUCUUCAAAGACACACUGGUUUUUGCAAAUGAUGAACCUAUUCUGAAGGAAACCAUAAGGAAGUCCUCUGUUAUUGAUUGGACCAGAUACUUUUGUCUUGGAAUUAAUCUUCGUCACGAGGAUAUAUUCAAAGCAGUGGCAGCAGAAAAAGGUGUAAGCAGCAGCAAGCUGGCAGUGUGUCACAUGAUGAUACUGGAGGACAUAGGAAACCUUCCCUCUAUAGACAGCUCAGGGAUCUCAGUGAGCUCUCUGGAUGAAUCUCACGUUGGCUUGGUGAAUCAGACGUGGAAGUUUGGAAAGAGCGGGGAGGCUGCCAGGAUGAUCCGGAACAUGCUCGCAAACUUCCCCUCCUGCUGCGUGCUGGAUGCAGAAGGAAAGCCCGUGUCCUGGAUCCUGACUUAUGCGUCGUGUGCCAUGGGGAUGCUGUACACUCUGCCAGAGCACAGAGGGAAAGGCUUUGCUAGAGUCCUGGUCAGCGCCAUGGCCAAGAAACUCCACACUCAGGGCUACCCAGUGUAUUGCUUCAUAGAGGAGGAGAACAUGCUCUCAUACAGGCUCUUUAAAAACCUGGGCUUCAUUGAAGAUCCCUCAUACAGAGAAACCUGGUUUGGAUUCAAUGAUCUUUAAAGAUCUCAAAGAAGAAGUCCCUACAAUGUUAAGUUUUUCUCAGAAUGUUAGCUAAUAAAUGUGCCUUUGUAUCGUAGAAAAGGGGAAAGGUGAACUGAAAAAUCUAGUCAGAAAUUAGGGAGAAAAAGCCAAGGGGGUAAGCCACAGCUGAAACAGAGAAGCUGACCAAAGCCUGCAUGGACGGUUCCAUGAGAGAUGUAAACAUAUUGCUUAGAUUAUAAACUCUCAGUGAAUCUAAAACAACUAUUCGGCCAUCAGUGACGCUGCAUUGGUGUUUUGCAGGUGAGCCUCAUAGGUGGACUGAUUAAACAGUGACGAUCCGAGUCAGACAAACGGAGCUAAGAAACUUUUUGUUUGUGCAGCUGUGCAGCUACCAGAAUUACGGUGUUUCUGUCGUUGUUCUACAUCAUUAAACCACGGUUAUGUUGCGUGAUCAUGCACAGUAGACACUGGUGCCAACAGGAAGUAGCCCUGUAGUAGUAUUUUAUUGGUCCAAAACUGGCUUUACUGCUCUCCAUUCAAAUCAGUGGGGUGGCUUCGUCCAGUAAUAUACUGUCUAUGGAAAAAGCUCAUGCUACUGCAUGGGAGCAUGUUGUACUUCCUGUUCAGGUUCACUUGCUUUAAACUGUUCAUGAACAUGCGCUUGCAGAUUUCUGAGUAGCUGAGGAGAACUGUAAUCUUUCUUGGUCAUUGUCAUAUUUUAAUUUAUCUAUUACAGAAUAUACAAUUUUUGAUUAUCCAUGCAUUGCAAAACAACCUGGACUGUUUAGCUAACACAAAAAAAUACAAUAAUAAUAUCACCUGUUCAUAAUAUGGACAGGUAUUUAGAGGAGAGAUCCAAAUGAAAAUGAGCUGUGUUGAGACAAUGAACUGUUUGGGUCAACCCAUAACGAUAAGUUCCUUGGCAUCCUAGAAUUGCUAUCACAAUUUGACCCAUUCUUAGCUGAACAUAUUAAAAAGUUGAAGUGGAAAAA